GGUUGAGCAGACGACACUAAAGGCGACUAUUCGUUCAGUACCGUUCCCUUCUCCCCCUCCUGUGGCAGGCAGACUGUUUGUGCUGGUGUCGUGCCUGUUGGCGCAAGCAUCGCUGCAGCUGGUGCCGAUGUCGUAGACGCCGUAGUUCCAACUCAGCCGGCGAGGUAGCGACUGUCGCUGGGGCGCGCGCUGGCGUUCACUGGGGCCGCGGACGACAGACAAUCCCAAGUCUAUUGUCUGGAGAAAGUUCGCUCAGUCUCUCUCUCACUCCGUCUCUGUCAGCCCUUCUCUGCUCUUCACUGCUGGCAGUCGUAGGGGUCGCUUGCAAGCUUUUGCAACCUUUGACGCAUACCCCACGCACCUUGCCGCACGCUCAGUACCGUCGGUGGUACGCGCGCGCCACUGCACACACGCACCACUCACCAGACAACCGUUCCGGCUGCGGUCCCCUUAUCUCCUCUGUCCGUUCUCUCCAUCUCUCGCAGCCAGCUGCAGACACACUUCACGCCAGGGUCGACCUGCGCGCAUCACGCAGAAAGCUUGUCUCAGCAACAACGGAGUGGCCAAGCAACAGCUGGUUGGUGGGUUUGGCAACCACUGGUACUAACUUUCCCUCGUCCUCCUCGUGAUUGUACCAGCUACUCCAUCGUCCAGGUUUUUUUUCCAGCAGCAGUGACACUGUGAUGUUAAGUGGACGAUGAACGGUGUGGUGAUGUACCUGGAUUCAUUAAAAACAAAUUCUGAACUUCUCAUUAUAAGAUUCAUACAUCACUGCUUCCAGUAAACAGGAAGUACUUAAAAGCCGGAAAAAAACAGGACGAGAAGAUUCCACAAUUUGGUUCUUAUUACACGGUGUAGAUGUUCACCUGAACCGUUCACACACACAUUCACAGAGUUCAUGCCGUUCAGCCCUCGAUCAGUUUCUCUCGAUAACAGCAGUGACACACUCGAGAGCGUAACUGGAUGUUUCGAGGGACAGCGGAGCUGAUAAUGAUGUCCAAGGGAAGCGGAAACAUGAGAACACAUUUCCCGCGCAAGCGCACCGAGGAAUUUUCGUCGUGGCUAUGCGCAAGUGACAGAUGGAUUCGACACAAAUCGUAUUGAUUCUGUCACCACAGCUGGGGCCGCGGUUCGCCUCCAUGGAAUCCGUUUGGCCUUUGUCCUAGGCCAAGAGAGAGAGAGAAAAAAAAUGAAGUCAGCAUCACGGACCUAGCCUCUCUGAGUAGCACCGAGCUACCUUUACCUCCAGCAUCUCGGGCGGAUCGUCUUCACGAGGGGUUACAUGUGUUCUCAACUUGUCGCCCAGGAAUCUAAUGAGACGAAUACCGUGAACAUGUGUUCCUAGUGGGAUGCUCAUUUGUAUGACGAGGAGCUUUAAUAACCUUUAGGCUUCCAUGUGUAUGCACUUUGAUCUUUGAACUUUGAGUACGUCUCGUGAUCAAAUACAAGAACUAAAGAAAAAAAGUUGCUAUAUAACUCUUGCUGAUGGACUGGCUGCAGGAAUAUACCUGUUCUGUCAAAAAGUGUUUCUGCAAACUCUGCUUUUCUCGUCACCUUGCGACUAUCCCAACAUUGUAUACCUAGUGGCUCAUGAAUAUACUUUUAUUUUAUCGAAGUGCUUGCAGUCCAACUCAUAACGGUUGGUUCUGACUGACACGAAGUGCGGCAAGGGGAAGGGACCAAUAUCAUUCAUUAACCCCUCCCAUCCCACCCUCCCAUCGACCACUGACUGAGAACUGAGUGAACCGCUUUGAUCAUCGGCCAAGAGCUGAAGUGCAGCCCUCGGUUUCUUGGACGUUCUGUUGUCAUUAAUAACACCUGUUCGGUCCUGAUGAUUUACAUCAGUCGCCAUCGGCGCCGACGCUACUGUUGCAGUUGCCCCUGCAGUUGCUGUUGUUGUUGUCAAUGGUGUUUUCGGCGAAGCUGCCGUGUGAUGAUGGCAAGACAAUGUUCCUUCUCCGUAUCAUCUGAUGCUUCGUUUUACAUCGUCUUCGCUUGGUAUUGAUCAAAUCGAGACAACUCGUUUCCAUGGUCCAGGAACCAGACCCGGGAUGGUCUUCUCCAGAGAGCAGUAAAUACUAGCAGAAUGAGGGAGAUAUCCAGCUGGUGGAAAACAGGGAAACUGAUAACAUGAAAGAAAUACCAACGGCUGCCACACAUGAAUGCGUUUAACAAACAAGGAGAUAUUUGAAUUUCAUUUGAGAGACCUAACUUUGCCUCUAGCACGACUGAUAUGUCAAAACUUUCAGUUCAUUUUGUCCUUACACCCUUUCCAAUCUGAGGGUACAUUUGUCUCCGCCGAGCAAAUACUGUGCAGACUGUGUCUGGAUCUCCUUUCACUUCAGUAGCUGAAUGUAGCCUUUGACAAACUGUUUUCCCUCCAUGCUGAACCUCCAGCCAUUUCAUUUCAAGUUUACUGUGUAGAUCUUCACGACUAGCCUCGUCACCAUGUCCGGCUCCGGGUCGGGUACACACCCCAACGUGAUGGGGAUGGAGAACAUUACCCCGUUUCUGUCGACCACCCCGCUGGUAAUCACCAGCAACUCUGACAUCGAUCAGGUGAUGAGACUGACUUGGCUCAUGUCUCUGUUUAUCCUCUUCUACUCCCUCAUCUUCUUGCUGGGGCUGACAGGAAAUGCGCUGGUUGUCUUUGUGGUCAUGCGCAACAAAGCCAUGCAGACGAUCACCAACAUCUUCAUCACCAACCUGGCCGUGUCGGACAUUUGCAUGUGCCUGCUGGCCGUGCCAUUCACACCCAUGUCCUACUUCUUCAACUCGUGGAUCUUCGGCAAAGCGCUGUGCCACAUCGUGCCUAUGACCCUCUGCAUCAGUGUCUACGUCUCCACGCUGACCUCCACCGCCAUCGCCGUGGACCGCUACUUCGUCAUCGUCUACCCGUUCAAGCCCCGCAUGAAGGUUUACAUGUGCGUGCUCAUGAUCGUGGCCAUCUGGAUCAUCUCCAUCUCUGUCUCCUUGCCGCUGGGUAUCUACCACGAGAUUGAGCAAAACUCCAACACCUCCUCGUACUCCUGCUCGGAAAAGUGGCCCAAGACGCAGGCUCGUCAGUUCUUCACGGUGACCAGCCUGGUGCUGCAGUACAUCGUGCCCUGCACCAUCAUCACCUUCUGCUACUCCAUGGUGUCCCUGGCCCUGCGGAGGAGACAGGUCGGGGCCGGGGCCCGCUCCCGCGAGAGGGAGGAGCUCGAGAUCCGGCGCAAGAAGCGCACGAACAAGAUGCUGAUCGCCAUGGUGAUCAUCUUCAUGUGCUGCUGGAUGCCGCUCAACAUGGUGUUGCUGCUCCGCGACUACGACGACACCGUCGGCAACUGGUAUUUCUUCACUCUCGUCUUCUUCAUCGCCCACGUCAUCGCCAUGAGCUCGACUAUCUACAACCCGUUCCUGUACGCCUGGAUGAACGAGAACUUUAAGAAGGAAUUCAAGACCGUUCUUCCUUGCCUGUUGAUGGGCCGAGGUCAGAGCUCCAACAACGGCAACUACACGCAGUACACCAACGUCGAGACGCAGCCUUCUGUUAUGCUCAACCGCUCACCAUUGAAGAACGGCAACGACAACAACUGCACUGCUCCGGCCAACAACGCCAAAGAGACGAAGGCUUACUAUGACACGGACACAGAGAAGGUCCACCUCAACAUCGCUGAGGAUCAGGUACCCGAAGACACCUGAUCAUUUCGACCCCAUCAGGGCCCUUCACACAUUUUGACGAAUGUGACACCUGUAAACACGAGGCCUUCAUUUUAAAGGAUGCAGAGGACAGAUGUUGACACACACACACACACACUCCUACAUAUAUAUACAUACGUGUGCUACUGUUGCUAGCUAACCGAGUUCAUCCCAGGUAGUAAUUGUUACAAAUGUGCACAAUCUAGCUCAAGGUUUGCAGACAGUGAUGCCAACUUAUCAAAGCCUUGUUUCUAAUCUUCAUGAACGGUGAGGACAACCUUUCCUCCAGAACCAAUAAAAACAAGGUUGGCGAGGUUAAACAGUUCCUUCAUCGGCCAUUGCAGUCACGCAAAAGGAAGACUUGUUGUAUGUAAAUGACCGAUGAUAAAUUUCCUGACGGAAAUCCAUUAUGAAGAUUCGUAGAAUGGACAUCGGGGAAAGAUGCGCAUGCAAAUGCAUGAAUUUUACAGCUGCUGAAAUGACAUGACAUGACAUGACACUUACUGCCGUGUGCCUAAAAGCUUUUCGGACAGGAAAAGGUAACUGGUUGUUUUGUCGCGAGUGUGUAUGUGCUUCUGUCGUCCAUUUUGUAUCCGUUUUUUGGUCAAAGCAAACUUCACAAUGCUGUUAAAGCGGUUUGUCUGGUUCCAGACUAAUCUCGCCAUUGUAUGUAGUCUUCAGGUCAAGUGGAAAAUGUAGCGAAAAAUGUAUUUUGUUAUGAAUUUCGACUUCCCGAUCGUGAACAAGAUCGGUCCUUACUGUUUCAUACAGAGCCAAAGAAAUUUAACCUACUUUAAUUGCAUUUAAAGUUAUAGUAACUGCUGCUGCCUCCCUAAAACUAUUCUUUAAAACCAUUAUAAACCGUUUAAAAAAAUUAAAACUUGGUACAUCUGUUUACUAACUCCCCAAAUAAACUUUAAAUUAUUGUUUCAAAUGAAACCCUAAAGAAUAAUCUCUUAAAAGAGGAAAAGAUAAUCAUAGAAAUGUAGAAUGAAAAGCAUUUGUUUAGAAGGUUGUCCUCCUAAACUCUUACGAAUAAGACAACUGGUCUUCUACAAAACAGAACAGAUAACGGGAACAUCAAAGAAGUGCAAAGUGAAACAGAUGGUACAAGUAGAUAUUACUGUAAAGAGCCCUCAAAUACCCAUCACUAUUGAAUUCUGUCAGAAAUAUGUCAAUAAAACUACCCUUUGAACUCUAAGCAUCUGUUAACUACUGUCCUGCCCAGUCGCCAUCUUAGCUUAACACCGAGCUGUAAAAUACAAUAUUUAGUUAUAGCACAAGGAGAACACAUCAGUACAAAUAUUUUACAAUGUGUUCUACUGUAAAUAAGGAAAAUUAUGGCCGAUCAGAUUUGAGACUUGUUCCAUAUGAGACCUAGAUGGGAAACUGUCUCAUAAACAUGUAAACAUUUCUGUCGUUUCCACACGGCAGUCCAUUGUUCGUUGUUCAGUGCCAUGUACAAUUCUUUUAAUUAAAAUCUAACAAAAAUCCAUGCGUUUGAUAAUUGCGCAUGCGUGAGGAAAAAAUUCCAUUUUUCCUGAUUAAUUCUAAUACCUGUUUGUGCAUGCGACUGCCUAGACUUGUAUUGCAUAUGUGGCUCUCCUGUCGCAUAAAACUGAGCCAACAAAUAAUGCCACAAAGAUCUUUUGUUCUCUCUAUCAUGUAUAUUUUUUUUUAUUAAUUCUAUUUGUUUUUCCUUGUAAAAAAUGAGCAAGUGAAUUAUUGAGUGAUUGAUGUUUUCUUUAUCUUGCACGUGAACGUUUGUAAACGUGCUAUUCAGUGGAUGUCAGUGUGUCCAUGCGUGUGUUCGCGACCGCUGAAGUGCGUCCAGCAGCUUUGUAGCCUUUUGUUCUUGGUUUUUGUCACAGACAUGUGAUACGGCAUGUUUCUACAACAAAUAUUCAUGACAGUGAUAUGAUACAGAAAUCUUACACGCCUGUGACGAAAGCUUAUGUUAUCAUAUUCUAAGGAGACAGUCUGAGGACAGACAUUCUCUUUGAAGUCAUGUACAUAUUGUUGGCGAGCUGAGCAAUCCAGGAGUCAAUAUUUAAUUCUUUGACAUUCAUUUCAUGAGUUGUCAUGUAGCAAGGUCUUGUUCUUCAUUAUUUGAUGAUUGUUAUUACUAUACCAUGUGUGGUAGAAGCUAGAAGAGCCUAAGACUUGCUGUUAAUGAUUUAUAUUUGCGUACCAGACAUGACACCUCGGAGAAGCGAUGUGUGACACAGAGGUCACAGGUCGUGUUGCCAUAUCACAGACGCUUUAGGGUCAGUAGUUCAAAAGGUCGACGUUGAAUAUGUUUGCAUUGUUUCCUUGUUCACAUAUCGUAGAUGUUUUGAGGCACGUCGUCCACGGCGAGAAAAAGAAGAGUUAAUAUGAACAAUCCUUCGUUUCGCUGAAAUCCGGGACGAGUUUAUGAAAAUGAAUCUUACAUAACCCGUGAUGAAAAUGUAUGUAAAUAUAUUGACAAAGGAAGAAGUAAUGUAUUUCGUGAAAAAGCUAAUUAUUUGUACAUUUGAUCUCUUUACAAAAUAUCGAUGAAUAUCUUUCUGCUUGUUUCCUGUUUUGUUAAAGCCUUUUUUUUUUUUUUAAUUUCGUAGGCUGUUUCCCCCGUUUUCCCCCCCAACCAUGAGGUGCGUUUUUGACUGCCUAUACUCUGUCAUUCCGAAACGGAGAACGAUGAUACUACCAUCCUGCACCAUAAGACAAGGGAACAUCAGUGUGGCAAACUUCUACUCUCAUAUAUCAGUCACAUUUUAUCACAGCUCAGGCUUUGUUUAUAUCAUAAUAAACGCUUCAUUGCAGUCACAGUGGCGUGUAUUCCUCCUU
Messenger RNA from Pomacea canaliculata, 6510 nucleotides. Its product is annotated as prolactin-releasing peptide receptor-like. Gene Ontology annotation, biological process: G protein-coupled receptor signaling pathway. Gene Ontology annotation, cellular component: neuron projection; plasma membrane. Gene Ontology annotation, molecular function: neuropeptide binding; neuropeptide Y receptor activity. The coding region runs from base 2449 to 3684 and encodes 411 amino acids. Lineage: Eukaryota; Metazoa; Mollusca; Gastropoda; Architaenioglossa; Ampullariidae. The transcript has 2 exons. The record is from RefSeq and is a predicted model, not a curated record.